UAAGUCUUCCUACAAGUGUAAACAAAGAUUUAAUUCGGAGAAGAAGCUCAUGUCCAGCAGCAUAUUUAGCUCAUAUUUGUGCCCUAAACCUCCAGACACGAUGGGAGAACAAACUAAAGAAAAUCCGCUACACAUCUCGUGGCACGACAGCAUGUGGAUCCCGCACCUCAACUCCACCAACGUCAUGGACUACUUUGCGGAGAGGACGAAUCCCUUCUACUCACGCGACUGCAAUAAUGAGUUCAUCAAGAUGCAACAGAACACGAGGGUGGAUCAGCUGACCCACAUGCAGGGCGUAGAGUACAUGCUGCUCCACACACAGGAACCGAUCCUGUACAUUAUCAGGAAGCAGCACAGGUACUCCCCAACACAGGUCACUCCACUGGCCAACUACCAUAUUAUUGGUGGCCAGGUGUACCAGACGCCUGAUCUGGGUUCUGUCAUCAAUUCCCGAGUGCUGGGAGCUGUCAGCAACCUCAACAGCGCCUUCACAGAGAUGCAGUCGUUUUCGCACUACCAUCCGUCCAGAGGGUACUGGUGGCAGUUCAGGAAUCAGGGCGACCAAACGGAGCAGCAGAAGAAGGAGAAGGAGAAGAAGGGACAAGUGAAGAAGGAGGAGCCUGCGUCACUCUUCCAACAGAGACGUGUAGAUUCCCUCCUCGAAGAUCUCCAGACUAGAUUCCCGUACAAGUACCCAACAGUGCCACAGCAACCACAGAAUGCACAGAACCAACAACAGGAGGGAUCGAAAGCAGGUGAAGACACAAAACCAGAUGUGAAAAUGGAAGUGAAGGUGGAGGUCAAGACAGAGAUCAAGACUGAGCCCUCCUCGCAGACGCCAUCCCAACGCACGGCCAAACCCCCGCCCGAGAAGCGCCAGAGAACGGGUCCUUGACUCUGGUGCCGAGAUAUACCCUACGGAUACCUCUCUGGUCAUUCUUUAAGACUGAAUUCCUCAGUGAUAUGUCUCUGAUAUCCCUCAAGUUCUUACUAAGAUGUUAUUUAAGUACCUUUUUUGAUACCCCUCAGAGGUUCCUCAAAUGUCCCUCAAAUACCUCAUGUCCUCUUUUAAGGUUUGCCGAAAAAGGGUUACACGUGUUCUGUCUAUGCGCGCUGAGGAACAGAGCUUGGAUGAUGGUUGUCCACAGGAGAUAUGCCGAUUUCAGGGAUAUUGUGUGAAUAAAGUUUUAAUUUAAGCAUGUUCAUAAGUGGUUUUUGAAAGUAUACUUGGGAUACUGAAUGAAUAGUGGGAAAAAGAUGAAGGUGGAAGAGUGAAAAUGAAUAAAUUAUUGAAUUCUCUAUUA
Penaeus monodon (black tiger shrimp) is the source of this 1304-nucleotide messenger RNA. RefSeq names its product mediator of RNA polymerase II transcription subunit 6-like (gene MED6). Lineage: Eukaryota; Metazoa; Arthropoda; Malacostraca; Decapoda; Penaeidae. The transcript has 6 exons. Gene Ontology annotation, molecular function: transcription coactivator activity. Bases 50 to 895 code for a protein of 281 amino acids. Gene Ontology annotation, cellular component: mediator complex; core mediator complex. The record is from RefSeq and is a predicted model, not a curated record. Gene Ontology annotation, biological process: regulation of transcription by RNA polymerase II.